AUGGGUCAUUGGAGAGAUUUCUUUAGUGCUGACCGUGGCAGGACUAGGCAUCGCCUCGAGGUGGAACGUCGCCGGCUACUCCCUGCCUAUGCCGCCGAUGAACCCCAGUCCUCCGUUGCUUCGAAGGAAAUUGCAAAAGUUGCCCUUCGGUUGAAGUAUCAAAUCGAGCAGGUUGUGUCUUGCGAGGUGGAGGACAGUGUCUUGACCGACCCCAACAGUCGCAUCAUCACGGACGACGUGGUUGCGACCGCCAAGCAGGCUGGUGGUGACGACUAUAAACGCUGCGUGGUUUAUUGCCUUCUUGUUUGUCUGCGCUGGUUCCAAAUUCAAUCCAACGUCGAGCUUUGGGACUCAGACCUCCAUCAGGUUCGAGCUGUGGCUUGCGAGGUCAUCGCCAAGCGCAUUAUUGAAACCGAGCAUGACCAAGAUGUCUUGUUGAGGGACAUUCUUCUCAAGAGAUAUUCCAUCUUCAGUGAAGGGGUAGAGACCGACCCUGCCAAUGUUAUUGAACGGGCGGUAGACCUCCAUGCCUUGAGGGUCAUCAGUUCCUCUGGAUAUCAGAAAUGCAUUCAAUAUCUUUGGAGAGGAUGGAUCUGUCAGGAAGAGGGCAACCCAACUAACUUUGUUGAAUACAGCGAGAAGUCAAACACCGACUAUUGGGUUCAUUUCCAUCCUGAUCGAAUGAGGACUCCUUUGUAUCAGAGUGUCUGCCAGAUUCUGUUCUCAUUGAUUUACCUAGCAGUCUACACGGCAGUUAUCAAUACGGUGAACCCAUCCGGUAACUUAGAUAUCGGCGAAGGGAUUCUUUACGGUAUGACUCUCGCUUUCAUCAGCGAUGAGGCGAUCAAGUUCUGGAAGGUUGGACUGAAUUAUCUCGAGUUUUGGAACGCCUUCAAUUCAACCCUAUACACUAUACUUGCAGUGUCGCUCAUCUUACGCUUCGUUGCCCUUGCGCACUCAUCAUCCACCCAUGAUGAACAAAGGCAGUUUUACAAUGAGCUCAGCUACAACUUCUUGGCUUUUGCGGGCCCUAUGUUUUGGAUGCGCAUGAUGCUCUAUCUGGACUCAUUCCGUUUCUUCGGUGCCAUGUUUGUGGUUCUCCGCGUCAUGAUGAAGGAGAGCUUAAUUUUCUUUGCUCUUCUUUUUGUGGUCAUGGCAGGCUUCUUCCAGGCCUUCAUCGGCAUGGCUCAAGUGGAAGAUGACGUUGCCAUCCACAGGAACAUUCUUCAGGGAAUGAUCAACAGUAUUAUGCAGAGUCCUGAUUUCGACACUUUCCAGGAGUUUGCGUGGCCAUUUGGGAUUGUCUUAUACUAUGCUUUCAACUUCAUUGUCAUGACUAUCUUGUUGAAUAUCCUCAUCGCGUUGUAUAACAGCGCAUAUGAGGAUAUUUCUGGAAAUGCUACUGAUGAAUACAUGGCUGUUUUUGCGCAGAAAACCAUGCAAUUCGUUCGGGCUCCAGAUGAGAAUGUCUUCAUCCCACCAUUCAAUCUCAUCGAGAUCCUAUUUCUGGUAGCCCCAUUUGAAUGGUGGCUUUCUCGAGAGACCUAUGCUAAGCUGAAUGACCUUAUCAUGGGCGUGAUAUAUUCCCCUCUGCUUCUCGUUGCCGCCUGGGUUGAAAAGCGUCAGGCGCACCGCAUUCAAUGGAACCGUCGUCGUGGGGAAGAAGACGAUGACUGCACGGAGGAGUGGGAGCAUGUGGCUGCGGAGGUCAACUUUGAUCUUGAUGAUACUUGGAAGCAGCAGGUCGUGGAGUCUACGCCAGACAUCAAGGUCGAUAACUGCACAUACGAACUCAAGGAACUGAAGGAGCAAGUCAAGAUAUUGACUGAGAUGGUCAAGCAAUUGACGGAGGAGAGACUGGAGAAGAAGAAGCUGACGGCGUGGAGAAACCACAAAAAUCAAUUGACAAAAAAGAAAUCUCAGGAUCAGUUUUUAGGAAUAGCCGAACGCGGGGGUCGAACCCGCAGCCUUAAGAUUAAGAUCUAUAGGGCAAAGCUCGUGGAUGACGCCCAGAUCCAGAAUGCCUCAUUGCACAACCCACUCCCUUGGCAGUUACAUACAUACGUCUGGCCGUUCCUGAUUAUUUGGCCCGCGUUCUUCGCCUUUUACCUCUCGCCCGAACGGUAUGAUACCUAUAUUCAGGGACAGGAAUGGACCUUCGUUUGGUCGGGAUCAAUCAUCACGAUCCAGUCGCUCUUUUGGUUGAUGACCAAGUGGAGUAUCGAUAUAAAUACCCUCUUCACUACUACUCGCGCCAAGUCCGUCGAUUCUGCCCGGCUUAUCAAGGUGAUCCCGAUCACCAACGCUGGCUCUGCUGAGAUCUGCGAGUUGAUCCAUGAGACCACCGGCCAAAAGAAGACUCUGUCUUUCCUGUUCCAGAAGCGCCGUUUUCUCUUCUACCCUGAGACUCGCACAUUCGCACCUCUGUCUUAUGUUCUCGACUCCGACCCAAAGCCGACCCUGAAGACUUUCCAGCUUACUGAGGGCUUGACCGCGAAGGCUGAGAUUGACCGCAUUCACCACCACUAUGGAGAUAACACUUUCGAUAUUCCCGUUCCCAGUUUCCUUGAGCUCUUCCAAGAGCACGCUGUGGCACCGUUUUUCGUGUUCCAGAUUUUCUGUGUUGGAUUGUGGAUGCUGGAUGAAUACUGGUACUACUCGCUCUUCACGCUGUUCAUGCUUGUUGCAUUCGAGAGCACCGUUGUGUGGCAGCGCCAGAGGACAUUGAACGAGUUCCGUGGAAUGAGCAUCAAGCCUUACGAUGUCUGGGUCUACCGUGAACGGAAGUGGCAGGAGAUUACCAGCGACAAGCUUCUUCCUGGUGAUCUCAUGUCGGUGAACCGCACUAAGGAGGACAGCGGGGUUGCAUGCGAUAUCCUCCUGAUUGAAGGCAGUGUCAUUGUGAACGAGGCCAUGCUUUCCGGCGAGAGCACGCCUCUCCUGAAAGAGUCCGUUCAGCUCCGUCCUGGUGAUGACCGGCUUGACCCCGAUGGAUUGGAUAAGCUUUCAUUUGUGCACGGUGGUACCAAGGUUCUGCAGGUCACGCACCCCAACGCGAACGGAGAUGCUUCUUUGAAGAACUUGGCUAGCAAGGUCACCAUGGCCCCCGACAAUGGUGCUUUGGGUGUGGUUGUUAAGACCGGUUUCGAAACCAGCCAGGGCAGUCUUGUUCGGACCAUGAUCUACUCGACGGAACGUGUUUCUGCCAACAAUGUGGAAGCUCUGUUGUUCAUCCUCUUCCUCCUGAUUUUCGCAAUUGCCGCUUCUUGGUACGUGUGGAAAGAGGGUGUGAUCCGGGACCGCAAGCGAUCCAAGCUUUUGCUGGAUUGUGUCCUUAUCAUCACAAGUGUUGUGCCUCCUGAACUGCCCAUGGAACUGAGCUUGGCUGUGAACACUAGUCUUGCUGCUCUGAGCAAGUUCGCCAUUUUCUGCACUGAGCCUUUCCGUAUCCCCUUCGCUGGUCGUGUUGACGUGGCUUGCUUUGACAAGACCGGCACCCUGACUGGUGAGGACCUUGUCGUCGACGGUAUUGCCGGUCUCACCUUGGGUGAGGCUGGUUCGAAAGUCGAAGCCGAUGGUGCUCACACCGAACUCGCCAAGCCCGCCGCUGCUGGACUCGACACUACUCUCGUUCUUGCCAGUGCUCACGCUCUGGUGAAGCUGGAUGAGGGGGAUGUCGUUGGUGACCCAAUGGAAAAGGCUACUUUGGAAUGGCUCGGCUGGACAUUGGGCAAGAACGAUAUUCUCUCCCCCAAGGCCAACGCCCCGACCAGCAAUGGUCGCACUCUCGAGUCUGUGCAAGUUAAGAGAAGAUUCCAGUUCUCCUCGGCCCUGAAACGCCAAAGUACCAUUGCAACCAUUACGUCAAAUGAUCGCAAGACCUCCAAGAAGACCAAGGCUACCUUUGUGGGUGUCAAGGGUGCCCCCGAGACUAUCAACACCAUGUUGGUCAACACACCUCCAAACUACGAAGAGACUUACAAGCACUUCACACGUAAUGGCGCGCGCGUGCUUGCUCUUGCCUACAAGUACCUCUCCUCGGAAUCCGAACUCUCCCAGGGCCGAGUGAACAGCUACGUCCGCGAAGAGAUUGAAUCCGAGCUGAUCUUUGCUGGUUUCCUUGUCCUGCAGUGUCCCCUGAAGGAUGAUGCUAUCAAGGCUGUCCAAAUGUUGAAUGAGAGCAGCCACCGUGUUGUCAUGAUCACUGGUGAUAACCCAUUGACCGCUGUCCAUGUCGCACGCAAGGUCGAGAUUGUUGACCGUGAGGUUCUCAUUCUUGACGCCCCGGAACAUGACAACUCUGGAACCAGACUUGUCUGGCGUACCAUUGACGACAAGUUAAACAUUGACGUCGACCCUACCAAGCCCCUCGACCCGGAGAUUUUGAAGACUAAGGAUCUUUGUAUCACCGGAUAUGCUUUGACGAAAUUCAAGGACCAGAAGGCCCUUCCUGAUCUGCUCCGUCACACCUGGGUCUAUGCCCGUGUGUCUCCCAAGCAAAAGGAGGAGAUCCUUCUCGGUCUUAAGGACGCUGGAUACACCACUCUGAUGUGCGGUGAUGGCACCAAUGACGUUGGCGCUCUGAAGCAAGCUCACAUUGGUGUCGCGCUCCUGAACGGCUCGCCGGAUGACCUCACCAAGAUUGCUGAACACUACCGCACUACCAAGAUGAAAGAGUUGUAUGAAAAGCAAGUUGGCAUGAUGCAAAGAUUUAACCAGCCUGCUCCUCCGGUCCCCGUCCACAUCGCCCACUUGUAUCCCCCCGGUCCCACCAACCCGCACUAUCUGAAGGCCAUGGAGCGGGAAGCGCAGCGCAAGGGUAUCACUGCCGGCGCCGCCGAACCUAUCCCGACCAUCACGUCUCCCGGUGCCCAGGCUUUGCAGCAAUCGAACUUGACCCCCCAGCAGCGGAAGCAGCAGCAGGCUCAGGCAGCCGCGGCCGGCCUUGCAGACAAGCUUACCUCUUCCAUGUUGGAAUCGGAGCUGGAUGACAGCGAGCCUCCCACCAUCAAGUUGGGUGAUGCGUCCGUUGCUGCUCCGUUCACUAGCAAGUUGGCCAACGUUAUUGCCAUCCCUAACAUCAUUCGUCAAGGUCGUUGCACCCUGGUUGCGACGAUUCAGAUGUACAAGAUCCUUGCCCUGAACUGUUUGAUCAGCGCCUACAGUCUGAGUGUUAUCUAUCUGGAUGGUAUUAAGUUCGGUGAUGGACAAGUCACCAUCAGCGGUAUGCUGAUGAGUGUAUGCUUCCUGUCUAUUUCCCGCGCGAAGUCUGUCGAGGGUCUGUCCAAGGAGCGUCCUCAGCCGAACAUCUUCAACGUGUACAUCAUUGGAUCUGUUCUGGGACAAUUUGCUAUCCACAUUGUCACUUUGAUCUACCUGUCCAACUAUGUCUAUAAGCACGAGCCAAGAGACUCCGAUAUCGAUCUCGAGGGCGAGUUUGAACCUUCCCUCCUGAACAGUGCCAUCUACCUCCUCCAGUUGAUCCAGCAAAUCUCCACUUUCUCGAUCAACUACCAGGGCCGUCCCUUCCGCGAGUCGAUCCGUGAGAACAAGGCCAUGUACUGGGGUCUUGUCGCCGCCUCCGGUGUCGCAUUCUCCUGCGCCACGGAGUUCAUCCCCGAGCUGAACGAGAAGCUGCGUCUUGUGCCUUUCACCAACGAGUUCAAGGUGACGCUGACCGUGCUGAUGAUCUUUGACUACGGUGGCUGCUGGUUGAUUGAGAACGUUCUCAAGCACUUCUUCAGUGACUUCCGUCCCAAGGACAUUGCCAUUCGUCGUCCCGACCAGCUCAAGCGCGAGGAGGCCCGCAAAUUGCAAGAGCAAGUUGAGGCUGAAGCUGAGAAGGAGAAGCAGCGAAAGAUCUAG
Molecule: messenger RNA, 5865 nt
Organism: Penicillium bovifimosum
Lineage: Eukaryota; Fungi; Ascomycota; Eurotiomycetes; Eurotiales; Aspergillaceae
Gene: yvc1
Product: putative potassium ion channel Yvc1
Exons: 9
Coding region: 1-5865 (1954 amino acids)
Biological process (GO): intracellular calcium ion homeostasis
Cellular component (GO): endoplasmic reticulum membrane
Molecular function (GO): P-type ion transporter activity; ATP binding; ATP hydrolysis activity
Source: RefSeq, a predicted model, not a curated record